AUGUGUGUGUGCUGCCUGCAGCCGUUCAAGUUCCUGCUCAACUCCAAACGUCAGUGUCUGGACUGUCAGAUGUUCACCUGCAAAUCCUGCUCCCGCUACAACAAGAAAGAGCACGGCUGGGUGUGCGACAACUGCCGCAUGACCAGGGUCCUGAAGAUGGGGACUCUGGGCUGGUACCACGAUAACGUUCGGAACCGCUUCAAGAGGUUUGGAAGUGCCAAAGUCAUGAGGUCUCUGUACAAAAGACUGAACGGAGACGGUCGCGAUGACGACACACAGAGCAUGCCCGACGUCCGCUCACAUUACUAUAAUGGAAUUGAUGAGGAGUAUGGAGACAUGGAUGCACAAAGAUACAAGGCUAUGAGGAAGAACAAACGUCUGCUUUCGGUUCACCCCAUGGACUUUGACUCUGAGGACUACUUCCCCUAUUCCCGCCGUCCCUCUGUCCAGCUAAUACAAGAGGAACGGGGUUUCAUGGAUGGUGAUUUUUACGCCCAUCGAGCAAACCGAAGAAAGAGUCUGGAUCGGUACAACAUGAGAGCAGACGACUACGGUGACAGCCGCAUGGUCCGCACUCGCUCUUUGUCUAAGAUCUCGGCGGUGGCGCGGCAGCAGUACGUGGACACGUCCGAUGAAGAGGACCAACGCUUCCCAGUGCAUGGACCGCACCGCCGCAGGAACAGCCGGGGCUCCCAGGACCAGGCCCCACCAAUGAAUGAACUCAGCAAGAGGAUGUUUGCCAUCGAGAAUCUGCUGACUCGUCUGGAGGAAAAGAUAGGCCCCGAGGAACAGACGGAGGAGGAUAAACUGCGCCGUAAGCUGAGUGAACUGGCGGGAAACCUCAGUGACAGGAACCUCUCCUCUGACGACGAAAGCAGCUCCAAGAAGGCCCUCAACAAAGCAUCCAAAAGCAAGACCAGGACCAGAGCCGCAGAGUCCAAAGAGGCUGAGGCAGACCCCGCCCUCAGCUCCUCCAGCGACGAGGGCCCCGGCAAAGCCCAGAAGACUUCGAGCGCGGCGGCCCUCUGUGACCUCACCACUGAGGUUCUGAGGACCAUCAACGCCACAGAGACGGCCAUGGUCGAGCUGGGUCUGAGCGAGCCCCCCCCCGCUAACUCCCCCAAAGGCCUCCCCAACGCCUCUGACCAGGCCUUUAAGGAGCUGGAGCAAAAUGUUUACUUGGCUGCAGGGAAGUCCUACGAUCUGGAAGGGAAGCUGAAGCGCCUGGAACACGGCGCAAAGAACCGCUUUGUAGGAACCGCAGACUCUGACCUGUCGGAGCUGGAGGAUGUAGUUGCCCUGACCGCGGCCCGCGUCCAGAGCGCCGAGAGCGAGGUGUCGGAUAUUGAGAGUAAACUGGCUGCACUGAGCAGUGGAUCCAAGAAGAAGGCGUCUUUGUCUCAAAGAAAAAAGAGCAUCCAGGACUUCAGCAAGGGAUCACCCUGGAAGACUGGAUACUGA
This is a messenger RNA of Knipowitschia caucasica, 1461 nucleotides long. The record is from the annotation of a GenBank genome assembly. NCBI's taxonomy places the organism in Eukaryota, Metazoa, Chordata, Actinopteri, Gobiiformes, Gobiidae.